AUGCCUAGUACCCCGGGCUACGUUUUUCGAGAUGGCGGCACGACGCCUCCUCUCGAAGAGCAGGACCCCUCCAACAAUGAGUUUCGCCAGCGCAUCCUUCAAGCGAGGAAGCCAGAGACCGCCAAAGGGAAUGCUCCUCUGGCCCAACAGACCACCACCUCCCACCAACUCGCGACUGGUGAACAUGAUUACGGCGACGAGCUACACGGCAAAGCCAUCGAGGCGGGUAAGGACCCGAACACCACCGAUUUGGGGUGGAGAGCGAAUGGUAACGGUGUAGAUACGUUGCAAAUGUACCACAUUAAGGCGAUCGAGAAAGCUCCUCCUGGUGGCUUGGACUGCUACAUCGCCGAUGAAGAUGAUUUCAGUCCCGAUAAGCUACGCGCAAAUCUCGAACGUCUCUAUAUCACUGUCGGUGUCAGCGUACUCGGUUUCUUCAAGCAUAUCGUGCGUCUAAGAAGCUGGAAGGAGCCGCGGAGAACAGGCGCAUUUUUGGGCGUGUACUUGUUGGCCUGGCUGCUGAACUUGGUUAUGCCGACUCUGCUGCUCACGUUGAUUGUUCUCAUUACCGUGCCGAAGUCUAGAGCAAUCAUGUUCCCGCCUGCGCCACUGGCUCUGGUUAGCAGUCAUACCGGGGGUGUACAGAGCCCGCCGGCAGGUGUCCUCGGAAGCACCGACAGCUAUAGUGGUGCACCGGAGAAACAUAAAGGUGAAGCAGUGGAACAAGAGGCUAGCAACCUCGUGGCAGGCAUUGCAAACGUUGCUAUCUCUUCCGCGGCUGGGCGGCACGAUCAGGCCAGCCCCGACGAGGAAGGUGGCAGCAAACAGCUGGACGCCAGCGUGCCCGACCCGGCAUCGGUAGCCAAUGUUGCUGCCGAUGCUUCUACGUCAGCGACUGGAGGCAACCCUAAGAAGUCGCACGACAAGACGAAGCAGCCCAUGGAACAAGCCGUCUGGACACAGAUGCGACCGGCCAUGCACGCCAUCGGCGACAUCAGUGACGGCUGGGAACGCUUCGCCAACGCUCUCUCCCCGACUCCUCCGUUCUCUCAGAAUAAGCGCACCCAACUUGCCGGCAUUAUUGCCCCGAUCUUUCUACUUUCCCUCUUCGUGCGUCCUGAAUGGAUCUAUAAGGGCAUGACUCUCAUGAAUGGCCUCAUAUUUUUCACCGACCCUCUUCAGCAAAGAGGCAUUGCUCUCUUGAACGAGAAGAUCCCAGACUGGCCACGGUACCUCGAGCUCCGCAACAGUCUCCUCCGUGGUGUUCCGACCAACGCGCAACUUACCAUCACGCUUCUUCGCAUCGGUGAGGCCAAUCGCGCACCCCUUCCCCCACCACCAUCUUCUACCGAACCGCCAGCACACGAGGCCGUCGACAUUGACAAGCAGCAACUCCUCGAAGACUCCAACCUCGACGCUACACACUCUGAAGUCGAAGAUGCUGUUACCGCGGACGAUGAUGCUGGUACGGAUCCAAAUGCACCUCAAGCGGCUCCCAAGAAGAAGGGUUUCGGGCAGCGCAUCGUUGGCGCCAUCAAAGGUACGACAGCCGGCGCGGUGGAGACGAAGCUGCAAGCCGACAAGGUUCGCGCCGUGGCUGGCUCCGGACAUGCCAAGAACAAGCUAGGCAUCCUGCCGAGCAAGUCGGAAAUGAAGAAGCACGAGACGGAGGGCCCAGUGACCUUCAAGGCACGCUGUAAAGGCAAGCGCGGCGCCGUCUUCAUCGAUUCCGCUGUCUCGCCCCCCACGAGUGACGGCAAGCGCCCCGCCAGCCCGUGCGUCUACUUCAGCACGGACGUCAACAGCGAGGAGGCGGUCGAGGAAGGCCAUGAGAAGGGCUUGGUCUGGGCGGUGAGCAUCAAUGACAUCGCCGAGAUCAAGAAGAUUGGCGGCCUGGGCUGGAAAGGGAAGAUCGUCGUGGGCUGGGCGACGGAUCGGGAGGUCAAGGAUGGCAUUGAGAUCACCACCAAGGAGGGCAAGGUCUGGCGUGCGACGGCCAUUGCCCAGCGCGAUGAGCUCUUUGAUCGUCUGGCUAGCAUGGGAAGCCAGAUUUGGGAGUGCUACUGA
Cyphellophora europaea CBS 101466 is the source of this 2067-nucleotide messenger RNA. RefSeq lists its product as uncharacterized. The record is from RefSeq and is a predicted model, not a curated record. The transcript is spliced from 2 exons. The coding region runs from base 1 to 2067 and encodes 688 amino acids. NCBI's taxonomy places the organism in Eukaryota, Fungi, Ascomycota, Eurotiomycetes, Chaetothyriales, Cyphellophoraceae.